AAACAGUUCGUACACUCUACACGAAGCAGAGCGCUAUUUCACUUCAACAUCACCUGAAAUGCUAUAAUUUGUUUCGAAAAGAUCCGUUCACACUUCACAUAUGACGCUGCUUGCAAAAUAUUUCUUGCACUCUCUUGCUCGAUCGCUUCCUUGUUUCUGCUUCGUCUUCCCGAUGGCUGAAUAACGAUGAACCAUGAUACCUACAAGACCAAGUUGAGAGAGAGAAAGAGAGGGAGGGAGAGAGAAAUGAAAAACUCUACCAGAACCCUCCGUCGCCGUCAGUCCAUAAGUCGUUCAUUGGUUUCUCCCCGGAAGAAUGGCGCUGCCCAAUCUGCGCCUAGAACGAACUCGCUCGCCGCAAUGGCGGACGACCGAAGCUCGACGGUGGAAGGCAGAGAGAGACCACCAACUAAGUUCCUCACCCACGAAACCACCAUCAAGCUCAUCAGGAACGAACGCGACCCGCAAAGAGCCCUGGACGUCUUCAACAAGUCCAAGUCCCAGAGAGGCUUCAGCCACAACCACUCCACUUACUUCACCAUCCUCGACAAGCUCGCCAGGGCCAAGAAAUUCAACGCCGUCGACGGCAUAAUCAAGCAGAUGUCCUUCGAAUCUUGCAGGUUCCACGAGUCCAUCUUCCUCAACCUCAUGGCCCAUUACUCGAGCUCUUCCCUCCCUGAGAAGAUCUUCGACUCCUUCUACCUCAUCCAACCCUUUAUAAGACAACGCCCCUCGGUCAGGGCUCUCAGCACCAGCCUCAACCUGUUGCUGGAGUGCCAUCGCUUCGACCUCGCCCAGCGGAUCCUCUCGGACAUGCCCAACCUCAAGCUGGCACCCAACACCUGCAUCUUCAACAUCGUGCUCAAGUACCACUGCAGGAAACGCGACCUUGAUGCCGCUUUUGGGGUGCUAGAACAGAUGAGGCGGAAGAAAUGCGCUCCCAACGUCAUCACCUACUCCACCAUGAUGGCUGGCCUCUGUGACGCCGGCAGGCUGAAGGAUGCCGUCCAAAUGUUUGAGGAAAUGAUCAAGGGCAAGAUACUGCCGGAUCAGAUGACGUACAACGUGCUGAUUUCCGGGUUCUGCCGAUCGGCGAACGUCGACGGCGCGAAGAGGAUUAUGGAUUUUAUGAGGAAGAAUGGGUGCAACCCAAAUGUGUAUAACUACUCGGCCUUGUUGAAUGGGCUGUGCAAGGAUGGAAGAGUGGACGAGGCAAUGUCGAUGUUUGAAGAGAUGAGGAGCUCCGGCUGUAAGCUUGACGCUGUGAGCUAUACCACGUUGAUCAGCUGUCUGUGUAGAACGGGGAGGAUCGAUCAGGCCAUGGCGAUGGUGGGAGAGAUGAAGGAGAGAAACUGCAAGGUCGAUACAGUUAUGGUUAACGUGUUGAUUGGAGGAUUGUGCAGAGAGAGCAGAUUCGACGAUGCGAUGGACAUUGUGGAAAAGAUGCCUCGUGAGGGCGUGAGGUUGAACAAGGGGAGUUACAGGAUCUUGCUGAACUUCUUGUGCCGGGAAAUGGAGAUGGACAAGGGGAUGGUCCUCUUGGGAUUAAUGCUCGAAAGAGGCGUUUUGCCGCACUACGCAACUUCGAACGACCUCUUGAUCGCUCUCUGCAAACUGGGCAGGCCUGUUGAUGCUACAAACGCGCUGUAUUGUCUAGCAGAGCGAGGAUUUGUUCCUGAAAUUGAUUCUUGGGCUCCAUUGGUGGAGUUGGUCUGUAAGGAAAGGAAACUCGUCAAGGCCUUUGAACUUUUAGACGAUUUGGUUUCAGCUAAGCUCGCGUUCUGCUGGCAGCAUCAGAUUGGAGAUUCAGGGACCUUUUCACCUGAUGGCCAGUCGGACGCAUGUUUGGAGCCUCAGCUCCAUGCACGACACUUUCCUGUCUUGCCAACAUGGUAAUGAACUUGUCGAUACCUUCACGUCGACGAGCGAUGAAGCGAACAGAACUUCCUAGUAUACGGCUACAUGCCCAUUGGUUACAACCUGUUGCUGUUCUUGCUGCAUGGGAUAUCAACAAGGUAUGUGAUUUCAUGAGAACAUGGUUUGUAAAGCACCAAGUCCAGUACAGACCCUGCUUUCUAUUGUGGCAAUGUCCAACAUCACAGUGGAUAGACGAAAUUGAUUUACUAGUAUUUGCUGAGGAAA
Molecule: messenger RNA, 2142 nt
Organism: Nymphaea colorata (pocket water lily)
Lineage: Eukaryota; Viridiplantae; Streptophyta; Magnoliopsida; Nymphaeales; Nymphaeaceae
Product: pentatricopeptide repeat-containing protein At5g18475
Exons: 1
Coding region: 187-1896 (569 amino acids)
Molecular function (GO): protein binding
Source: RefSeq, a predicted model, not a curated record